This is a messenger RNA of Caenorhabditis elegans, 1729 nucleotides long. RefSeq names its product Major facilitator superfamily (MFS) profile domain-containing protein (gene Y51B9A.6). Gene Ontology annotation, cellular component: membrane. Gene Ontology annotation, molecular function: transmembrane transporter activity. The transcript has 8 exons. Gene Ontology annotation, biological process: transmembrane transport. The record is from RefSeq and is marked reviewed. Bases 51 to 1601 code for a protein of 516 amino acids. NCBI's taxonomy places the organism in Eukaryota, Metazoa, Nematoda, Chromadorea, Rhabditida, Rhabditidae.
AUAACUUUUUAACAAUUUGAUUUUGCUUAUAUAGUUGCUAUCAUAUCACAAUGUCAGCAUCAUCUGAAACAACCUCGUCUGGAACGAUUUGUGAUCAAGUUGAUAAAGAAGAGGGAAGAUAUGGAUGUCGCGGUGCAAAUCGGUACAUCAUUCUUGUCAUUGGGCUUUUUUUCUUGUCAUUUUUACUUUCUUCAAUAAUCUGCUACAAUGCGUGUUAUGUCUCCAUGGUGAAUCCGCAAUCGUCUCCCUACUGGGAGGAUUUUGUAAAUUCCAACAAAUCAUUGGAUGAAAUCAACUGGAAUGAUCCUGAUCUUCCACUUUCCCAACGUCGCUUCGCAUUCGACACAACUCAAAAAAGUUUGGGAUUCGCUGCGGGAUUCCUUGGAGCCAUCGCCGCAGUAGUUCCGAUGUCGAGGCUUACAGCUAGAUUUGGAGUUCACAAAGUGAUGACUUUGAGUGGAAUUCUUGGCACAUUUCUUGUUGUUAUAACGCCGAUUGUUAUCACUUGGAGUUUUCCAGUUUUUGUGAUUUUACGUGUUCUUCAAGGAAUCACUCUGGCUAAUUUGUUCACUACAGCCGGAGUUGUUGUUAAUGAAUGGGCAGCUGUAAAUGAAAAAGGAUUGUUCAUUUCUGUACUAUCGGCUCACGUAGAAAUGGGAGCAGUGUUCACAAUGCCAGUCUCUGGAGCUCUUGCAACGAGUGCUGGUUGGCCAUGGGUGUUCUAUUUGCAUGGAGCAAUUCUAGGAGCUCUCACCAUUCUUUGGGCUGUCUACUACAGAGAUCGUGCGGUGAAGCAUCCGUUCGUGCAGAGAAAGGAAUGGAGAAAAAUAAGUUUUGGAAAGAAACUUGAUCAAACUGGAAAAGGAUCUAAUGAGACUCCAAUCCGCAAAAUUGUUUCCUCUAUCGUUAUCUGGGGUGUUUGGAUUGCAGUUAUUGGAAACUUUUUGGUAUCCCAAUUUUCAAUUUCCUAUGCUCCAAUCUAUUUGCGCGGUGUUAUCGGCUGCACGCCCACUGAAGCUGGACUUUUGACACUUAUUCCAAUGGCUUGUUUGCUCGUCAUAAAAUUCAGCACUGGAUUCUUUUCGGAUCGCAUCAAGUCCAUCUCUGACCUCACAAAAAUGAAAAUGUUCAACUCGUGCGCUCUCCUUGGCUCUUCAAUUUUCUUCAUUAUUCUUUCAUGUUCCAGUCCAGGAGGAAGCAAAGUAUUGGAUGUCAUACUGCUUUCAAUUCCUAUGGCUCUCCUAGGGUUUUCUUCCGGCGGAUACAGCAAGUGUGCUGUUAUGGUUUCCGGACAAUACUCUCCAUUUGUUAUGUCUAUUGUGCAGAUAAUUGCCUGCUCAUCCCUAAUGGCUGGAAGCUUCUUGGUCCCAGCUCUGACCCCAUCCGAUAGCUUCAGCGAAUGGCAAAGAGUUUUUAUGAUUUACGGAGCAGUGCUUGCAAUUACAAAUACUAUUUUCAUUGUUUUCGCCAGAGCUGAACCUGCAAAAUGGGCUCAACAGAAAGGAGACUUAACUUUGGCAGAAGCUGUUAUGGGUUCAGAACCCAAAAAUACAGAAGUGAUGCCUGUGGAUUCAGAAGUUGGAGCAUCUCCUAGAAUUUAAGUAAUCUUGCUCUGUUGGAGUUUUUUUUUAUACAAGUACACAAUCUCAAUUCAAAAUCUCAUUUCUUGCAUGUAGUUUCCUAUACUUUUUAUUAUAUAUUUUUAUCUUGAAUAAAUUUUGUUUUAUAA